This is a messenger RNA of Penicillium expansum, 1353 nucleotides long. Its product is annotated as class-II fumarase/aspartase family protein. The record is from RefSeq and is a predicted model, not a curated record. The transcript is spliced from 3 exons. Gene Ontology annotation, molecular function: catalytic activity. NCBI's taxonomy places the organism in Eukaryota, Fungi, Ascomycota, Eurotiomycetes, Eurotiales, Aspergillaceae. Bases 1 to 1353 code for a protein of 450 amino acids.
AUGGCCGUCUCCGCCCUCGACUCUCGCAUUUUCCGCAACUUAUUCGGAACACAAGAAAUCCGCGACAUCUUCACAGAUGAGGCAUAUGUGAAGUCCCUAAUCGAAGUCGAAGCCGCUUUAGCACGCGCCGAGGCAACAGUUGGUGUGAUUCCUGCCGAAGCAGGAAAGGCUAUUACAGAUGCUUUUGCAAGCCUUCAGAUCGACUAUGAACGCCUAGCAGUCGAAACCGAUAUUGUCGGAUAUCCUGUUCUUCCGUUAGUUCGGCAAUUGGUUGAAGGUACGCCCGACGAGAUGGCCAAGUAUAUCCACUGGGGAGCGACGACACAAGAUAUCCAAGACGAUGCAUCCAUGCUUCAGAUUAAGCGUGGUGUCAGUCUGGUGAAAAGAGAGCUCGAGAUUCUGAAGGGGAUUCUGAAGGGUCUUGCAGCUACCCAUCGCGACACUCCAAUGGCAGGCCGAACACAUUUACAGCACGCUCUACCUUGCACAUUCGGAUACAAAUGCGCAGUAUACCUCUCCAGCAUCCUCCGACACUUAGAACGCAUCGAGGAGAUCGAGCAGCGGUGUCUGCUUGUGCAGUUCGGUGGUGCGGCGGGCACAAUCGCUGCAUUGGGUGCUGAUGAUACAGGGCUUCGGGUUCGUGAGCAGCUUGCCGCCGAGCUUGGGUUGAAAAAUCCCAAUAUCACUUGGCAUGUUGCGCGGGAUAAUAUAGCGGAGAUCCUCAACUUCCUGGCUCUUGUGGGUGGCACCUUGGGGAAGAUUGCAUUGGACGUGAUGAUUAUGUCUUCCAAUGAGUUCGACGAGGUCUCGGAGCCCUUUGUGCCUCACCGAGGUGCUUCGUCCACGAUGCCGCAGAAGCGGAAUCCUAUCUCUAGCGAGGUUAUUCUGGCUGCGUCGAAGAUGCUGCGUGCCAAUGCGUCACUGGGACUAGAUGCAAUGGUUACUGACUUUGAACGCGCGUCUGGGCCUUGGCAUUUGGAAUGGGUGGCUAUUCCUGAUGCUUUUGUGACUGCAGUGGGCGCUUUGCAUCAGACGAAUUUCGCUCUCGGGGGAUUGGUUGUUAAGGUUGACUCGAUGAAACGGAAUCUGUAUUCUACUAAGGGGUUGAUUGUGGGUGAGGCUGUGAUGAUGGGAUUGGCACCGCAUUUGGGACGACAGGGAGCUCAUGAUCUGGUUUAUGAGGCUUGUAAGUGUGCCAUUGAACAGAAUCGGACUUUGCUUGAGGUUCUUGAGGAGACGCCUUCCUUGACUGGAAUUGCGACACCGGAAAAACUAGCUGCUUUCUGUGACCCUUUGAAAUAUAUGGGAGCUAGCCAGUUGAUGGUUGAUGAGAUGGUGAGGCGUGCAAUUUAG